AUAUUUCGAUUCAGAAGAAGAUCGAAACAAGCUUCAAAGUCUCGUAGGCGAACAAAAGUCGUCGGAGAAGAGCUCAGAGAGGUCGGUGGACGGAAUCACGCCGGUAACUGAGUCAUUUGGUCGGUUGGAUCGCCGGGAAAGUCGAGCACGAGAACAUUUUCAACCCUCUGUUUCUUCGGAUUUGCAUCUGUUUUUUUUUUGUCUGUUUGAGAAUUCAAUAUCGAUCUCUCUCACAAGGUCAAUUUUUGAAGAAUGUAUCCUGUUUAUGGAUACAUGGAGCCUCAUCAUGGACCUUGUUCUCUAUCUCACCAAAUAGACCAGAACUCUCAUCCUUAUUAUCACUCCAUGCCCAUGCACUACAAUGCCAUGACUAUGAAUAAUUCUCCAGACUACAAUGCUUGUUGCAACAAGAGCUAUCCUUAUGGUUAUCAAGCUUUCAGACCUCCAUAUUUUCACUACCAACCCCCUCCUCAGUUCUACCAACAUGGACCUUACCCUCCUUUUCCUGACCACCCUUACUACAGUCCUUACUUCAUUCCUCCUCCUCCAGACAACCAUUGUUGUGGUUGUCCUAACUAUGCAUGUCACCAGAGAGAGAACAAUGGGGUGAAGAUUUUGAAGCAGAGUCCUGAGCCUGAACAGAAGAAGAGCAGUGAUUUGUCAAACUAUCAUUAUCCUGUUGUUUGGUUUCCUCCUGAUUAUUUGAAUGAGAAAAACAUGAAUAACUUGAAGAAUUUAGUGCAUGGUGGAGAAGAGAAGAAGAAAACUCAGCCGCCUUGGCCAAUUGUGUGGAUGCCGGGGAAUGAGAAGCCAGAGGGAAAUGUAAAAGAGUUGAAGGAGAUUAAUGAUGCUCCAAAGAGUGUUGAGGAGCCACCGAAGUUCAAGAUCAUUCCAUUGAAGUUUCUUGAGAAUGGUGUUGAGAAAGAGAAUAAGGAGAACAACAAGGUUAGAAGCAUUCCUGUGAAGCAGUUUGAAGAAAUGCCUGAGAUGCAAAGACAAGGGGAUGAUGUUAAAAAGUCUAGUGUUGUGGAGAUGCCAAUGGAGGAGAAGAAGGAUGUUAAGAAGUCUAAUUCUGGUAAGCUAACAUCUCCAGCAAAGUCAUCAAAAUUGCCUCCUGUUUGUCUGAGAGUUGAUCCAUUGCCAAAGAAGAAGGGUUCAAAUGGUUCUUCAAUGUCUCCUUGCCCCCCUGAAAUCAAGGAAACCAAGAAGGACAAUGAGAAGGAGGAUAUCAAGGUUGUUGAAAUCAAGGACAAAUCAUCGAAAAACGUUGAACAAGUGCAUGAAAAGGUUGUUUCUGAUGAUAAGAAAGUAGAAGGGAAAUCUUCGGAGGAUGAGAAUUUGAAGAACAUAACUGAGGCGGCUUCAGAUCGUAAAAAGAGUGAAGUGAAGAAGAUUACGAAGAGCAUGUCCGAAUCUGAGGCAGCAGUACUUAUUCAGUCUGCUUACCGAGGUUAUGAGGUCAGAAGGAUGCAGGUGUUGGAGAAACUUCGCAAGAUAGCCCGUGUUCAAGAGCGAAUUGCUGAUGUUAGAACACAGAUUCAUCAAUUUGAGGCUUCUAAGGAGAGGGACUCAAAGCAGCAAGCAGUCAUCAGUGAAACUGUAAUGAAUCUGCUUUUGCAGCUUGAUACCAUACAGGGCUUACAUCCUGAUGUUAGAGAGAUAAGAAAGUCUGUAGCAAGAGAACUUGUCUUUCUACAAGAGAAACUUGAUACCUUAGGCAGUUGCAUUGCCAAGAGCAAUGGCUCAGAUGAAGCUAAUAAGCAAUCAAAAGACGAAGUUUUAGAGAUGGGAACCCAGUCUGUAGCUGUGAUUGAUGGAGAGAAGUAUGAGGAGAUCACUGAAGAUGAACAAAGAGGAAGUGCUGAAAUGACUGAACCUGUAGAGCAUGAAAAAUACGCCAGUGAUUCUUCAACCAACACCAUCGAUUCUAAAAUGGUUGAAGAAUCACAAUUGAUCUGUGAUAGGAAAGAAACAGAAGCAAUGGAUGACAAGAUUGGUGAGUCCAUUGAUCCUCCAGUAUCGUCUGUGUGUAGGGAGGAAAAUGAAGACAGAACAACUACCACACCAACUGAACCUAUUGAGUCUACAAAUGAUAGUGGGAAAGCACUAGACACACAACCAGAGUAUGUGGAACAGAUGCCAAACAUCGUGGAUGAAGUAGAGAAGAUUGCAGCUGAAACUUCAACUAUAACACCUGAAAUUGUUCCAGCGCAGAGUGAAUUUGCACAAGAUCUUGAGAAACAAAUAAUGCACCAGAGUGACAAUAAAGAGAAGAUUUUAGCCAUGCCAUGCAAUGAAGAAGUGAUUGCUGAGAGUGUUGCCUUAGUAGAAGGAGAUCAAAUUGAGAAGAUUGCUGAAGAAAUUUCUGCGGAGAAAUUAAAGUUAAAGGAGGAGAGUGAUGGAGAGAAGUCUGUUCCUGCAGUAGGCAAUGAAAUUGCUAAGAUUGCUGAAGAAAGUGCAACAAUCUUGACUACUGACAUUGAUCCAACCUUGAGUGAAACCUCAGAAAUUUCUGAGGAGAAGACAGGGAACAAUGAAGAGAGUUCAUCAAUCAUACAAUCAGUUAUUGCAGACGAAGCACAUACAUUUGUGAAGAUUGCUGCAGAAAGUGCAACAGCCACUACUCUUGACAUUGUUCCAACCCAGAGUGGACAAACAGAACUUUCUGAGGAGAAGCCAGAUAGCACUGAAGAGAGUUCAUUAAUCAUGCCAUUACUUACUGAAGGAGAAGGUAAAAUUGAGAAUGUUGCUGAAGACAGUGCAGCUAUGGAAUUUGACAUUGUUUCCACACAAAGUGAACAUGCAGAAAUUUUAGAGGAUAAGCCAGAUUUCAAUGAAGAGAGUUCAUCAAUCAUGCAAUCAAUUGCUGCAGAAAGAGCUAAAAUUGAGCACAUUGCUGAAGAAAGUGCUGUUAUAAUGACACCUGACAUUGUUCCAACAAAGAAUGAUUCUGCAGAUAAUCAAGUUGUUAAUGCUCAAGAUACAUUUUCUGAGGAAAAGAGACUGCUGGAAGAAAACCAGAAGCUGAGAGAAAUGCUUGAGAAGUUGUUUGAGGCUGGGAAAGAACAGUUGGAAGUAAUAUCCACAUUGAAUAGGAGAGUGAAGAACUUAGAAAAGAAGGUAACAUCUUCACAGAAGAAAAAACCAAGAGUAAAAAUGAACAAAACCUCAAAAUCCACUACUUAUUUCACAGGGAAUAACAACACUGUAACUUCAGCAGCAUGAGUUGUAUCAUCACUUCACUAUUCUACAUUUGCAUAACUAUUGUUUGUAAUAUCAUCUUGUGCACUGUUCAAUAAAAUUGUGGCUUUCUUCUUGUCU
Dioscorea cayenensis subsp. rotundata (Guinea yam) is the source of this 3321-nucleotide messenger RNA. RefSeq names its product BAG family molecular chaperone regulator 6. Gene Ontology annotation, biological process: protein folding. Gene Ontology annotation, cellular component: plasmodesma. The coding region runs from base 253 to 3225 and encodes 990 amino acids. The record is from RefSeq and is a predicted model, not a curated record. NCBI's taxonomy places the organism in Eukaryota, Viridiplantae, Streptophyta, Magnoliopsida, Dioscoreales, Dioscoreaceae. The transcript has 3 exons. Gene Ontology annotation, molecular function: protein-folding chaperone binding.